Messenger RNA from Capronia coronata CBS 617.96, 1464 nucleotides. Its product is annotated as seryl-tRNA synthetase. The transcript has 6 exons. Gene Ontology annotation, molecular function: tRNA binding; ATP binding; serine-tRNA ligase activity. Bases 1 to 1464 code for a protein of 487 amino acids. The record is from RefSeq and is a predicted model, not a curated record. Gene Ontology annotation, biological process: seryl-tRNA aminoacylation. Gene Ontology annotation, cellular component: cytosol. Lineage: Eukaryota; Fungi; Ascomycota; Eurotiomycetes; Chaetothyriales; Herpotrichiellaceae.
AUGAUCGAAGUCCAGGAUCUGAUCACUUCUCGAGGGGGAGAUCCCAAAAAAGUGAUUGAGAGCCAACAGAAGCGAUUUGCACCCACCGAGAUCGUCGACGAAGUCAUUGCCCUAUGGAACGAUGCCUACCAGACGAGAUACAAAGCGACACAGUUCGGCGCAAAGAUCAACGCUGUACAAAAGGAGAUUGGUAAAUUGAAGAAGGCAAAACAAAACGCAGACCACCUCCUCAAAGAAAAGGCCGAUCUCGAAAAAGAAAAGAAAGCCACCGAAGACGAGGCCGCCGAGAAAGAGAAGCUACGGGACAAAAAGUGCAAAUCGAUUGGAAACUACGUGCACGAGUCGGUCCCGAUCAAUGACAAUGAGGACUUCAACGAGGUCGUCAAGAAAUGGGCCCCCGAAGGCGUCACGGUCGAGAAGAAAGACUGUCUCUCUCACCACGAAGUCAUGACCCGCGCCGAAGUGUACGAUGGCGAGCGGGGCGUCAAACUGGUCGGCCAUCGCGGCUACUUUCUGAAGAAAUGGGGUGUUCUGCUCAACCAGGCUCUCAUCAACUACGGCUUGCAUUUUCUGGUUGGAAGAGGCUACGACCCGAUCCAACCCCCGUUCUUCAUGAAGGCCGAAUAUAUGGCCAAAACGGCGCAACUGGAGCAAUUCGACGAGGAACUGUAUAAGGUCGUCGAGGGUGGGGAUGCGGAAGACAAAUAUCUCAUCGCGACUUCGGAACAGCCGCUUUCCGCCAUGUUCGCCGACGAGUGGUUGACCGAGAAGGAUCUCCCGAUGAAGUUUGCCGGAUACAGUUCGUGUUUCAGGAAAGAGGCCGGCUCUCAUGGUCGAGAUGCCUGGGGGUUGUUCCGGAUACACCAGUUUGAAAAGAUCGAGCAAUUCCUAUUCGUCAAGCCCGAAGAGUCAUGGCAAGCCCUCGAAGACAUGCGCGAGACGGCCGAAACAUUCUACCAAUCUCUCAAACUACCCUACCGCGUCGUCGCGAUUGUGUCCGGCGCCCUCAAUAACGCCGCCGCCAAGAAAUACGACCUGGAAGCCUGGUUCCCCUAUCAAGGCGAGUACAAGGAGCUGGUGUCAUGCUCCAACUGCACCGACUACCAGACGCGCGAGCUCGAGAUCCGCUACGGCCAGAAGAAAGGCGCCAUCGACGCGCGGAAGUCGUAUGUCCACGCCCUGAACGGCACGCUGUGCGCCACAGAACGCACGCUCUGCUGUUUGCUGGAAACGUACCAGAAAGAAGAUGGCUUUGAAGUCCCAGAGGUCCUGAGACCGUAUAUGCCGCCGGGCACACCGGACAUCAUCCCCUACACUAGGGAAUUGCCCAAGGAGUCGACUUCGGUCAAGGCCAAGCAGCCGCCCAAACCGAAGGGCGAGGAUGGUGCUCCUGACGGCGGACCGAAGCUGAAUAUGCCCUCGGCGGAGAAUGUUGCUGAUAAGAUGAAGGACAUGAAGGUUUAG